AUGGCCUCUAAAGACCUCAGAAUCCACCUAUCAAAAAACCAUAACCUCAUCAAAAUCUGUUUGGGUGUGUCCGCACUCUUGAUCAUCAUUCUUGUGAUUGUGCUGUUAAUUUUUACCAUCUUUAAGCCCCGAAAUCCUACUGUAUCUGUCCACCCUCUUCACCUUGAACACUUUCAAUUACUCUCACCAAAUUCAAGUAUUGCACCUUUGGGCCUGGUGAUCACAAUUGAGAACCCAAACUAUGCAAGUUUCAAGCAUGGAAAUUGCAGUGGCUAUGUUAAAUAUCGUGGCAUUGUUAUAGCAGAAGCUCCCUUCGGGGCAAGAUCCUACCCUGCACGAAGCACUACCAAUGUGACUACUACUGCGGAUAUUGAGACUGCAAAACUGAUAAAUGAUCCUAACUUUUGGUCAGAUAUUGCAGGUGGGGUCUUCAAUUUGACAUCAGAGGCCAAAAUUUCUGGGAAAGUGAGUAUGAUCAAGAUCAUUAGGCUCAAGGCCAAGAUUUAUCUCUCUUGUGGCAUCUCUUUGAACAUAACUGCUGUGAAUGCUACUUCCUCCUGCAUGUCCAAACUCAAGCUAUGA
Molecule: messenger RNA, 582 nt
Organism: Sphenostylis stenocarpa
Lineage: Eukaryota; Viridiplantae; Streptophyta; Magnoliopsida; Fabales; Fabaceae
Source: the annotation of a GenBank genome assembly